AUGGCUGCUUUGACCGUCCCUCCGGGGGGACUUGUUCUUCGACAUGGGUCGAGCCAGGAUUCACGAGAGAAACAUGCAACAGAACCAACACAAGUGAUCCGGUUAGACCUAGUUGAGACUCUGACCAAGGAAAUUCUUCGGUCUUUAAAAAACAAUGAACAAGUUAGACUUCGAUGUGGAAAAAGACCAGUGGUUCAGGCAGGGAAGAAGUCGUUCCCUCUGGACAGCAGUCUUGACACAUUCCCCUCCGAGAUCUUCACCAAAUCCACCGAUGAUGGCGGUCCCAUGUAUUUCUCUGGAAGAUCAAGUCAUAAACUUGAAGUUCAGAAAGCUGAAGAAGACACUGCGAAAAGCGAUGAAGCACUGGCGGCCCUUGAAAGCACGUUGAGAUCGAUUCAAGAGCAAAGAGCGUCGAAUGAAACCAGUUUCGUCCGCGAGAAAGAGGACAUGAAACAGGCAGGAAGGAAAGAGAACAAGCCAUCCCCUUUGCUUGGACAAGGCUCCGCUCUCAGGAAGGACCAUUUGCUAGGAGGAAUGGCAAGAUCCACUCCGUCCAGCCCUUUCCUCAGCGCAUCUUAUUCUCCCAGACAGGGACCAACAUCGACCCCUCUGCCAUCCGGAUUGUGCACAAAAGACCGAAUACGCCUUGACGCCAUCAGAAUACCCCUGGUACAUCUCCUGGCUGUUCGACCUAUGACCCCGAACGCGAUUUGCCGCCAGCUCCAUGCUUCCAAGGAUGAUUGUGAGAAGUUGCUCGAUAAGGUGGCUCGGGAGUCCAAAGCAGGCGACGGAAUGAGAGAGUUGAAGGAGAAGAGUUAUCGUGAAUUGGAUGUUUGGAAAUUUCCUUAUCAGUCUCGAGAAGACCGACAGAAAGCAAUUGAUCAUGCUAUUCAAGCAUAUGAUCGCAUGCGAGUAGAGAAGACAGAUCACCUGUGGCAGUUAUUGCUACCUCAUGAGGAGCGAGGAAAGGGUAAGAUCCUCUCCAGGCUGAACUUUGACAAACCAGUGCCCCAUCACGCCACACCAAAGCCUGAACGUCCCACCGAGGACGGCAGUGAGAGCAAGGCCGAGAUGUCUGACGGGGAGCAUGGUAAAGCAAAGCCCAAGAAGGGUCCGGGAGCUGUCCAGAAGAACCACAAGGACAAAGUAGCCAGCACCAGAACCCCGGCAAAGGGAGAGAUGGGCGGGCUCGCCAAGGGGAAGGAGACCUCACAAUCGCGGAAUAAGUCAGUCAAGGCUCAAGAGAGCAAAUUCAAAUCCUCCGAACGAAUUGAAGAUUCAGAUGAAGAAGCCGAUGCAGCAGAAGAGGCCGUUGCCCAACCUCAGGAGGCAACACUUCCAAGCUCAUCGAAGGCGAACUCGAGCAUCAAAAGAAAGCCCGAACAUGAUUCGUAUCGGCCCACGAAGUCAACAACAGCAACUUCUUCUCCACCCAACACCCUCCACAAAUCAUCCCUCUCGAGUUCGUCCACCAGCAGCAACAAUGGCAACGAGAAGCCACGAACAGCCGUCCAAAAUUCCACCAAGUCAUUGAAACCUCAUCGGAGAACAGAAAGCUCGGCUUCUCGAAUCUCACCUCGGCCACGCCACGACAGUUCACCUCAAAAGCCUUCACCUCUCGGAUCGUCACCUCCCACGACCUCGACUGACCCGGACCACUCCACCUCAAGCAAGACCUCGAAUCAAUCAUCGGCGCCCUCGUCUCCCCCAUCAAGCACGGAUAUGCCUCAACCAAAACACGGUAACAAGUAUUCUCCCGUCAUCUCGGACAAGAGUCGAAACGUCUCUCGAGGCAGGAGCCCCGCCCCAAGUCCAAUGAAACGCAAGGCCGGUCCAACCGAAGGGGAGCGUCCACCAAAACGCCAGCAAGCAAAUUCAAAUCAUCGAGCGCCACUGACCAAUGGGACAACCGAACACAUGAAGCGUCCCCCUCCCGCUCGAACCGACUCGGAGCGUUCCUCAUCUCCCGAAAAGCCCGGUCCAAACAGACAAGAUGUCAUAGAGGAGGCAAAACGAUUCCAGAAGUACUACAAGCGAUACAAGGAUUUGUAUGACAAAAUUUCCCAACAGGAUGAGAACGAACGUGAUGACAAAGACAUGAGCGAUCUAUGGAAAAUGCACAGGCGAUUGAAGGAGAUGAAAGCAGACAUCUGGGACAAUUGGGACAAGGUCGAGAAGGUUGAAAAAGUCAAUAAGGCGGGAGAGAUGGUAGCAGUUUGA
Molecule: messenger RNA, 2220 nt
Organism: Rhinocladiella mackenziei CBS 650.93
Lineage: Eukaryota; Fungi; Ascomycota; Eurotiomycetes; Chaetothyriales; Herpotrichiellaceae
Exons: 1
Coding region: 1-2220 (739 amino acids)
Source: RefSeq, a predicted model, not a curated record